Paramecium octaurelia is the source of this 1584-nucleotide messenger RNA. The record is from the annotation of a GenBank genome assembly. NCBI's taxonomy places the organism in Eukaryota, Ciliophora, Oligohymenophorea, Peniculida, Parameciidae.
AAUCAAUGAAAGUCUAAUCAACCACAACACAAUAAGAUGAUCACUUCUUAAUUUCCAACUAUGAUUAUAAGUCAACCAACAUUGAAAAGAAUGGAGACAAGUACAUAGCAAAACCCCAGAUUACAAAUUUCAAAUUCAAGACUGACACCAGAAUUCCAAAAGUAGGUGUUAUGCUUGUUGGAUGGGGAGGAAACAAUGGAACAACUCUUACUGGUGGUAUAUUGGCCAACAAAUUCAAUAUUACAUGGAAUAGCAGAAGAGGAACUCAUCAACCAAAUUUUUAUGGAUCUCUUACAUAAAGUAGUGUCAUUAAGAUUGGUACAUGCAACACUGAAGAAGUCUUUGUUCCAUUCAAAGAUGUGUUACCUAUGGUUAAUCCAUGUGAUAUAGUAUUUGGUGGAUGGGAUAUCAGUUCAAUGAAUUUGGCUGAUGCUAUGAGCAGAGCAUAAGUUGUUGAAUAUGAUUUACAAUAAAAAUUGAGACCAUAUUUAGAAAAGUUGGUUCCAUUACCCUCAAUUUAUUAUCCAGAUUUCAUUGCAGCUAAUUAGGGAGAUAGAGCAGACAAUGUCAUUCCAGGAAAUAAUAAAUUAGAGCAUCUUAACAUAAUUAGAAAGAAUAUUGCAGAUUUCAAAUAAUAAAAUAAUUUGGAUAAAGUAAUCCUCUUGUGGACAGCAAAUACAGAGAGAUUUUGUGUUGAGGAUCCAAAUAUUCAUGGAACAGCUGAGAAAUUAUUAAAAUCAAUUGAAUCAAGUCAUCCAGAGAUUAGUGCCUCAACAAUAUUUGCAUGUGCUGCAUGUUUGGAAGGAUGCUCAUUCAUUAAUGGAUCACCAUAAAAUACAAUUGUUCCAGGAGUUAUUGAAUUAGCAGAAAAGGCUGGAGUCUUUGUUGCAGGAGAUGAUUUCAAGACUGGAUAGACUAAAUUCAAGACUUGUUUAGUUGAAUAUUUGGUUGGUGCUGGUAUCAAACCAAAAGCCAUUAUCUCAUAUAAUCAUUUGGGAAAUAACGAUGGAAAGAAUUUAUCAUAAGAGUCUUGCUUCAAAAGCAAGGAGAGAAGCAAGAAGACUUGUGUUGAUGACAUCUUGGAAUCCAAUAAAGUUUUAUAUCCAACAGAAGAAGAAUUGAACAUUGAUCAUACCAUUGUUAUUAAGUACUGUCCUGAAACUGGAGAUAGCAAGAAGGCUAUGGAUGAGUAUAUUGCUGAAAUCUUUUUGGGAGGAAGAUAAACUUUUGCAGUUUACAAUGUUUGUGAAGAUUCAUUAUUGGCUGCUCCAUUGAUUAUGGAUCUAUUGUUAUUGUGCGAAUUAUUUGAGAGAAUUCAAUUCUCCAAAGAUUCUUCUGAAUAUCAAAGAUUCGACACAGUCUUAUCUUGGUUGAGUUAUUUGAUGAAAGCUCCAAAAUCAGAAAGUGGAAUCACUACCAUCAAUUCUCUAUCAAGACAAAGAGCUAUGCUUGAAAAUUUAGUUAAAGUAUGUGCAGGAUUAACAAUUGAUGAUAAUCUAAGAUUGGAAGUUAGAUAUGGUGCUAGCAGAUUUUAAUAAUGAUUUUAACUAUAUUUGUAAUUAAUUAUAUCACAUUAAAUAGAUA